AAAGUAAACAUGAAGACUAUAACAACCCCAGUACUGAAUAUUUAGCGCUGCAUUCGCGUUAUAGUUCUUUAUUUUAAAGACAUUUAAACGCUUCUUUUUUGUUGUUCUUUGUGGUUUAUUUUCAGCAUCGUUCCUGUUAUUUUCAUACGGGGCCUAACUGCGUCGUGCGCACGCGGGGGUGACUGUUUCUUCUUCUUCUGUUUUUUUUUUUUUUUUUUUGGUCAAGUUCCAGUUGUGAUUGUAGAACAACAGCGACCAGAAGACGGCUCUUUGUGCAGCCAUGGAGUUGCGGGAAAUGAAACCCAUUUUCAAUUCGUUAUUAAUCGUGUGUUUCGCUGUGUUUCUUCAGGCGCAGUUAAGCUGCGCAGGAGAUUGCCCAGCAGAUGGGCGUACCUGGGUCACAUUUGGAGCCAAAUGUUACCACUUUGUCCACGGAGAGGAAGAGACGAUCAAAAGCUACACUAUUGACAGCGCUAAAGCAAUCUGCACAGGCUUCAAGCUUUUGACCAUCCACAGUAAGGAGGAGAAUGAUUUUGUCAUUAAUUAUAGCCCACAAGUGUGGAAAGGCAGGGUCAACGUGUGGCUGGGAAUGGAUUACGACACAGACACUGAUGCCAUGAGGUGGUUCGAUGACAAGCCGGUAACCUUCACUAAUUGGGAGUACAGCCCGUAUCCGUCCGACCUCCCAAAGCUGGAGACUUGUGUGGCUCUGCACAGCACCUCUGGAAGAUGGGAGAACGUCAGCUGUGAGGAAGAGGAGAACGGAGUGGUCUGCGAAACUCCUCAGGAGGCAGAUCAACCAAAAAGGAAACCUAAUGCGCUGCUCUCCACCCUGGUCAUUCUCAGCGUGGUGGCUGUGGUGGGAGUCUCUGCUGGAAUUUGGUUUGUACACCAGAAGCAAAACUCAGGUUCCCCCAUCUUUACGGCGUUUGAGUACCACCCGCCGUUCCGAGUGCCAGACACGGACGAGUCUUGCCUCGUGGAAGCCGAGGAGACUGAUGACAUGCCCUAAGAUGACUUUUCUCUGCAUUUGACUACAGGGAUACACCGCAGGGCUCUCCUCACAGCAUGAACAUCUCACACAGAGACAAGCUCAUUCUUGUGUCAGCUGUGCAUUCAUUUUAAUCGUUGGGAUUGCUGCCAUAACCUGAGGUAAUUGGGAGAAAACUGACCAUAAGCUUACUAACUUCUUUAUUGAGGCACAUGUUUGUCUUUCUGCUGCUUUUCUGCUCUAAUGAUUUGAUGAAUAUAAAUAUUUGAGACUAACUUUAAAGUGCUGUGAAAAAACACAUUCUUUUAAUUAAAAAAAAUCUGCAUGUUUUAAACAUUCAAUCAGGAGGUUUUAAACAUUAUAUAGAGGUAUUGUGAAUAAAUAUAGAAUGAAUUAAAUGAUAGGUUCAUUUGAUAAGUCAAAAAUCCAUCCAGACGUGCUUGUUUUUUGCGAAAAAGUACAGGAAAACAUUGGACUCAAGGCCAAAAAGAAAGAAACGGAUCAAUAAUAGCACUGAUAGAUGUCUGACAAAAGCCCCUGCUGACCCAAAAAAGGCAAAACGUUUGCUUUAAUCAAAGCGUUUAAGCACAUUUUUUGUUAAUUUUUCGGUCAGCUUUUAGCUUUAUGAGUUGAAUAUAUACAGUUGCAAUACAAAGUAUCUGAACCCUUUGGGAGUGCAUACAUUUCUGUACAAAAUGGACACAUGAUGUUUGUGUAUUUUUUAUUUUAUUUUUUUUCAUCUCAAUCUAAAUCACAACGAUUGAGAAGAACACUGCCUGCUUAAAUCACACCAAUUUUUUUUUAUUGAACACAAUUGUGUGUCCAGUUGAUGCAUAAACUAAAUGAUUCCAAAGUAUUCACAUAUUUUCCCUGCAGCUGUAACUACUAGAGCUUCAGAGUAGUAACAUCAUACCAGUUAUUAGAGCACAGUGGUGGCGGUAGAACCAGGACGAUGGCUUAUGCUUUCUAAAAGUAAGUCAUAGGGAAGAACUUUUGUGGAUUAAAGCAAAAGUGCAUCUGAAUUAUGACUUAUGAAUUCUGAAUUAGUUAAAACUAAAAAAAGAGGGACAACGUGAAAGAACUGGUGUAGUCUGGGCCAGUAUUUGGCUUAAACGCAUGACUGGAAAUUCACCCUACAAUGUGGUCAGCUAAUGUUUUCUUAGCAAAACUUUUUACACAACUUAAAGAACAUAAAGAUUUCUUAUCAGUCUUGGCAAAACAUCUCUGUUGUUCCAAAAUGUAGAUCAACUAGUUUAGAUUUUUUGUUGCUUCUUUUUUACCAAACUAAUAACUUUUUAACUAAAAUCAGGAAAAGAACACCUAUUAGACAUUCAGAGGACACAUUUGAGGCAAUACACUAUGCACAACUUUAAACUACUUUAAUAUUAAUUAGUCUAAAAUAUUGAAGUGUGCUUUCUUUUUUGUUAUUUUAGUGGGCUUUAUCUAAAAGAUUAUUUUGUUCCAAGUUUCGGCUGCCAACAACAAGAUGAAUCCUGUUCAAAACCUGUAACUAUUCUAUGUGAAGGGUAACCAGCAUAUACUGUAUUUUCUUGGUUCUUAAAUUGACUUUUGGAACAUCCAGUGAAUGUGGAAUCCUACCAGCCUGCUUUGUUUGAAGGGGUCCUCCUAAGUUUCUGCUUGUGAAACCUCCGUCUGGCCAGUGUUAACACACAACUGCACUUUAUUACUAAUUAUAUUUAUAUCCAGAAAUAAAAGCUGAUUGUAAAUCUACCAAGGUGCCCCAUCUUGGAAUUAAUAAAAUACCACUAUUCCUAAUUGGAUGCAUAAGAUGCAGAUCUUUUUUAGCAUUAAUCAAAAUAAUACGUAUGCCAAAAUGCAUGGCAUAAAAUUAAAUCUGUUACUGUUUUUUUAGAUGUUUGUUAUAACAUUUAGAAAAAAUGCGAUUUUAUUUUUGGUAUUUGGGAAGAACUAACAGGACAGAAGAAUGUGUUGGAGCCACUGACUGUGCCUCGAGCAUACGGCCUUUUUCAAUGUUCUGGUUAAGAGGUGAAUUCUGUGAAAAUGUGGCCAAAUGUUUGUGUGCUUGAUGUUUCUGGGGGAAAAAUGUACCUACAUAUUUGUGGCUAUUGAAAAGAUCUACUUUGAUAUUAUGAUUAUGUUAACAUGUGGUGGGAACUUCAUAUACUUUCUCUUUUUAAGUAAAGUAUCAUCUUGCUGCCCUAAGUAAUUCAAUAUUACCAUUAUUGUCAAGUUGGUAAACAAAAUAUACUGUGGGUAAAAGAAGACAAUCAACAUUUUGCUUUUCCCAGCAUUUCAAAUGUUUAUUAAAAUUGAUAUUUGUUGUUUGGAA
Oryzias melastigma (Indian medaka) is the source of this 3302-nucleotide messenger RNA. It is a transcript of the gene cd302, whose product is annotated as CD302 molecule. The transcript has 6 exons. Bases 281 to 1012 code for a protein of 243 amino acids. Gene Ontology annotation, molecular function: signaling receptor activity. The record is from RefSeq and is a predicted model, not a curated record. NCBI's taxonomy places the organism in Eukaryota, Metazoa, Chordata, Actinopteri, Beloniformes, Adrianichthyidae.